Messenger RNA from Osmerus eperlanus (European smelt), 2076 nucleotides. It is a transcript of the gene npm1b, whose product is annotated as nucleophosmin 1b. Gene Ontology annotation, cellular component: centrosome; ribonucleoprotein complex; nucleolus. The transcript is spliced from 11 exons. Gene Ontology annotation, biological process: ribosomal large subunit biogenesis; ribosomal large subunit export from nucleus; ribosomal small subunit export from nucleus. Gene Ontology annotation, molecular function: chromatin binding; RNA binding; histone binding. Lineage: Eukaryota; Metazoa; Chordata; Actinopteri; Osmeriformes; Osmeridae. The coding region runs from base 95 to 1006 and encodes 303 amino acids. The record is from RefSeq and is a predicted model, not a curated record.
GAACACAAGGUGGCGAUAGUAUACAAAUAAGCCGGAAACCAACCACCGUAAAACAAAGAUGUAGUAGAAGAAGAAUACUAAAAUACGAGUAAAGAUGGCGGAGGACAACAUACCAGAUUUGAGCAGACCUCAAAUUUAUUUAUUUGGUUGUACACUCAAAUCGGACAAAAAGGAGUUCAGAGUGGAGGUGGAAGAUGUUGAUGCGGACCAUCAGCUGUCACUCAAAGCAGUGUGUCUGGGCGCUGAUGCAGACGACCAGUUCCACACGGUGGAGAUAGAGGGGGUCACAUACGACGGAAAGACAGCCAGAGUCCCCCUCGCUGUCUUAAAGCCUUCUGUCCUGCCCAGUCUGAGUUUAGGAGGAUUCGAGAUCACUCCUCCGGUAACGUUUCGUCUCCAGUCCGGCGGUGGCCCCGUCUAUAUCAGCGGACAGCACUUUGUCAGUGUGAGAGACUCUGAGGAGGAGGAGGAGGAAGAGGAGAACAACUCGUCUCCAGUGAAGAGGCCGUCCAGCCUGGCGUCAGGGAAGAGACCCGCCCCGAAAAAAAUGAAAAUGGAAUCUGACGAUGAUGAUGAUGAUGACGACAGCGAGGAAGAUGAUGACGAUGAUGAUGACGAGGACAGUGAUGAAGAGGAGAAGGGUGUGAAAAUGCAGAAGAACACUGCCAAACCCGUCAAAAAGAGCACAGAGCCUUUGGGGAAUAAGCCUAAAGGUCCUUCGAAGCAGAACGGCUCUCCAGGAACACCAGGCUCGGCUGCUACACCCCAGGCCAAGUUACAGAAAAUGGGGCUGGCGAAACAGAAGUCUGGGGCAGGUCCUUCUGGAGUUCUCUCUCUCCCUGAGGUCAAGAGCAAGCUGACAACAGCCGCCAAAGAGGGAAAACCUCUACCCAAGACUGAGCAAAAGUUUGAAAACUUUGCUAAAAGUUCUUUCAGAAUCACAGAUAAAAAAGUGGUUAAGGACCUUUGGGGCUUUGUUCAAGCCUUGAAGACAGAGAAGAAAUAAUGUUAAUUCUCCGGAGUGGACAGUAGAUCUUUGAAGAAUGGGGAGUGAAAUCAGGCUAUGGAUGGUUUGGAACCACUGUGUUUGGUUUCACAUGACACAGAAGUGCAAGGUUACUUAUGUUUCCUAACAGACUUAAGGAAAUGAACAAAUACAUACUUGUUUGGGUUGUAGACGUUAUUAUUUCUUGCUUUUUCGCAGUUAAAUUACAUUUUAAGAUCAGUAAGUGAAAACUUUGUAAGCAUUAUAAAUAUGAUUUUAAUCUGAAAACCACACUGACAUCCCAAGGAGACAGAUGAAGAAAGGGAAUAGAACCGUUGUGUUAUGUAAUUAGAUUGUACACACUGAGGCAAUACACACUUGGCCUAAUGUGGACAAAGUCUGAUCUAAAAAGUUACACAAAUCUGUAUUUUUGCUAUAUAGAUUAAUGUUGAUUUGCAGAAGAAGAAUUCUGUGCUUUUAACUCCUACCAUUGUCCUGCAGUGACAGGCUGCCUGUGUGUAUCUCACCUCAGGUACACAGUGCUCCAGGUAACCUUCUCUGCACUAUGGUGGCGAUUCGAGUCAUUUAAAAAAAAUGUUCAAUCCGUCUAAAACUUGAAUUUGUUCUUUGAGACUGUGGCACAUGUCGUUAUCUGUAAACGGUCAUAAUCAUUUUUUCAUAUGGUUUUGUGGCAGCUUUAAGGUUCAUCCCCUCAAUCUUCAGAUCAUGUGGUGUUUUGGAUUUGUUAUGAAUUUGCCGUUGUUGUCCAAGGUGAUGGAUAAUACAGAAUAUAUUCUGAAUGCUCGGUUCUAAUGCCCUUUGUGGUCCCAGCCUGUUUUUAACCCAAGAUAUCCAUAGAUGUAUGUAGAAUUAUUCCGAAAUAAUGUAUUAUUAAUAUCAUUUUUUAAUGUUUGAGUUUGGUCCUUUUACUCUUGUUAGUGCAGGCAAAUGUCUGUCUCGUAGAGGGUUAAUCUGUGGUCCCUAACAGUAGAUAUACUACUGCUACAUAGCCAGUUUGUUUGUCAUAAUGUCUAAAAGAUGUAGUCCAUUCCUGAUGAAAUGUCCCCUUUCAUUAAACCUUCACUUUGUUA